CCGGGCGCGCGGGGGCCGCGCCUCGAGCGCAGGCCGGGCCCGACGGGGCGAGCGGGACAGCGGGAGCGGAGAGCGCCCGGCGCUGGAGCGGUCACGGAGGUUCGAAUAGCUCAUAAUGAACAUCAUCACUGUCAAAUGCAAUGGAAGAGGGCAAGGUUGAAGAGGAGCAUGUCUAAUUGACCAAGAUGUAAACCUGUUUAAAUAUCUUUUGGAUUAUCUUCAUGGAGAAGUUCAGAUUCUUGGAGAUGAACAAGAUUGAACUGCACUGCAGGAGGAAGGAGAUUAUUUUGGAAUCCCUUAUCCAUACAGUCUGCCUGAUCAUUUGGCCAAUGAAAUGGAGACACACUCUUAAAGGUCCAGUAUAGAGCUUAAAAAGGUCCAGACAUUUCUUAACAUUUUUGAUGUUGACCUCUCUAACCUGUGCCAUUCAUUAGCACUAAACACUAAAGCUACAGAAUGUCCAAGUUAGGACUUCUUAGUGACCACACUAAAUCAUGAGUAAAUUCUGAGAGUUAAAAAAUCCUAGAGUUGAUAAUGCAGUCAGUAUAGUCAAGGUCACCAGCUUUUAUCAUUAUUGCGAUACAGCAACAGUUCAAAUGUGAGUGUUGCACAUGCAAGUCUGCUGCAGAACUUGUGUAUUAGGAAGAACAUUUAGGUUCCUAUUUGGCUUCAAAUUUUACUUGAAUUUGGAUUUGAUCUCUUCAAGUUGUUGGGGUUGGGGUUUCUUUUUCAGUUUUACAAAUUAUUCCUUAAACUCGUAAGACAAAAUGUACUCUGACAUUUCUUUAGAAAGAGAAAGGAGAAAAGAUAAUUAGUGUAUUAUUUAAAAUACUAAGGUUUUAGAGUAUUGUAACUUAAAAGCUACUUCUAAUUAACUGGUGGGAAAUUAAUUCAUAUUACCAGCUCUGGCUGUGUUAAUUAUGACAGUCAUCUGUGUUCCCUUAGCAAGUUAUUUUCCUCUGUAUUUCACAUUCUCCCUUACUUGUUUCCUUUUGAAAAGUGUAAAACAAUUCCAGGCCUUUCAGUUUCUCUGCAUGUUAAGGAGUUGCCCUGCCUUUAACUAUUUCUGUUGCCUCUGUCAGAAUUGUACUUCACUAUGCAUCUUUUGAUUAAGAUAGAGCUCUAUAUACUUCAUCAUCUUUAUAAUUAGGAUGCAUAUCUUCCUAAAUUUAGGCUGGGAACAUUAAUAUUUAUUCCAGAAGUAAUUGGCAACACAUCGAGUAUUGGUUCUCGUAGUGUGUAUUCUAGAAAAUAGGCUUUACAUAAUUAAUUCUGUAAUCAUUCUUCUAUGAACAUCUAUUCCUUCAUGAAUAUCCAUUUUUAGCAAUAGGCAUUCACAGGAGGAUUAGAAUGUCUUAUUUGAAUAAAAACAAAAUCAGAGUAACAUUUUCCUUUCUGCUUCAUGAAACAUUUACUGGUAAGUCCUUGUAGUUAGGAUUUGGUAAAAAGAAUGAUAUAUUUCACCAAUGGUACAUUUUUAAAGACUGAGAUAACUAAUGACAUGACUGUUACCUUUAAAACAAUAUUUCUAGAGAAGCUGGAAAUAACAUCCAAUAUAUCUGGAGCUAUUAUUCAGUAGCUGAGCUGAAAAAGAUGAUGGAUGCUUUCGAUGCCUGGGAAGGGAGAGGUGUCAGCUACUGGAGAGUGCCUCAGGAGCUGACUGAAUGUUGGACUCGGGAAGAACACCCUCUGACUGAGGGCAGUUUGCAUCAUAUGCCUCCAGUUCAUAAAAGACAAUUAAUUGACUAUACUGAAGUGGAAGGCUGUUUACCAGGUAAAGUGGGUCCCCAGCCAAUUAGAUUCUCAGGUCCCUCAACAAGUACCCACAUAAAAGUCAAGAAUUCAUCUUCAUUAAAGGUAGCUGCUUGCAGUGCUUCACAUUCUGCAGCAAUUCUUAAACGACCCCAUAGUGAAAGUCUGAUGCUGCGCAAAGAAGCUUCUGAAACCACAUCCACAGCACUCACAUCAGUGCUCAGCAAGUCCCAGGCUCCCCAUGGAAGGCAGAGUGCUGGCAAUGGGACACUGAGCCAAAUGCCAUUCCAAGCUGCAGGGAGUAAGAAGCCUGUGAACAACGGCGCAGUGAAGCUGAAAAGGACUCUGCUUUUUCUUGUGACACCAUCUCAGCCACCCUCUUCUGCGUCCAGUGAAACAAGUAAACAUGUUGCUGUUGAAAUUCCUACGACUUCUACAGUACUAAAUAAGAAAGAAUUAGCUGUAUUAGCAGAAAGUAUUACAUUUAAGAACCAUAAAGUGGAAGGAUAAUGUUUAACUCAGUCUGAUAGACUGGACAGCUCUGCAUUAUAUGGUCGAAGAAGUGAUCAUUAUCUCAUGUGAUCCUUCAUUCAAAGAUUAGAUAGAAAAUUGUGAUGAAAAAGAUAAUGAAAAGCACAGGAAGCACACUUGUUUUAAGUGAGCAUUGAAAUGUGUUUUCUGCUUUACUUCUAGAUAUUCUUUAGAUGCUGAGAAGAGAGGAAGAAAAAUGGAUUAAAAAAAAAUCACUCAAGCAAAUGCAGUUUAACAUUCCAGUGAUCCCUAUUUGUACUUCUGUUGGGCUGUACUGUAUAGUCUUUUUAGAUCAGGAGAACACAACCUCAGCUUGUGUGCAGCAAAGAAAACUUGUGUGCUAUGGUUUGAAGAAAAAGUCUCCUUCCUU
Parus major (Great Tit) is the source of this 2653-nucleotide messenger RNA. RefSeq names its product potassium channel tetramerization domain containing 18 (gene KCTD18). The record is from RefSeq and is a predicted model, not a curated record. Lineage: Eukaryota; Metazoa; Chordata; Aves; Passeriformes; Paridae.